AUGCCCGCCGACUACGAGUCCGCAGCGCGGGCCCUCUCCCUCUCCCCGAACCCGUCCUCCCCCAUUAACGACCGCUCCGAUAUCCGUCCGCCAUGGUCCACCUCGCGAUCCUCCCGCCGCCUCUCCAGCGCCCGCUUCGGGAACCGUAAGACGACCGCCCUCGCCGGCGUCAACCGCGCCAUACAGUCUGCCGUCAAGACCGGCAACAGGUUAUGGGGCAUGUACCUCGGCCUCACGCCCGUCCAGCGCGUCAUCGUCGCCGUCGCCCUCCUCGUCGUCAACGUCCUCGGCCUGCUCUUCCUCAUCUACUCUCACGCCAUCUUCAAGUGGCUGGCACCGAUAUCCCAGAAGUGGAGGGCCCUGCCGGGAGGGUGGCUGAUCAUAUGGGCCUUCACGUUCCUGACGGCCUUCCCGCCCAUGAUUGGGUAUAGUACGGCCAUCUCGGUGUCCGGUUUCGUGUACGGAUUCCCGCUGGGCUACCCGAUCGUCGCGACGGCUACCGUGGCGGGGAGCUUGACUGCGUUUUACACGAGUAGAGGCAUCUUUAGCGGAUAUGUGCAUCGGCUCGUCGGGCAGGAUCAUAGAUUCAUCGCUCUGGGGCAGGUGUUGAGGAAAGAUGGUAUCAUGAUGUUGACGGCGGUGCGCUUCUGUCCGCUGCCGUACAGCUUAUCAAACGGCUUCCUGUCCACAAUCCCGUCCAUUAAGCCAUGGGCGUUCGCGGUUUCGACGGCGAUGGCAAGCCCCAAACUCCUCGUCCACGUCUUCAUCGGCAGCCGCCUCGCCCUCAUCGCCGAAAAGGGCGACGAGAUGACGGCCGGCGGCAAGGCCAUUAACUACAUCUCCAUGGUCCUCGGCGGCGUUGUCGGCCUGGCCGUCGGGUGGGUCAUUUACAACCGCACCAUGGCCCGCGCCGCCGAGCUGGCUCUCGAGGAGGCCGAGUCCCAGGGCGCGGUGGCCCCCGGUCGCGACCACGCGCCGGACUACUCCGAUAUCGAGGCCGGCCUCGUUGAUCCGGAAGACGUGGCUGCGCUGAUGGACGACGACGACAUAUCGCUGUGGGCACGGGAGGCUGUCGACGAUGAAGAGGAGACGCAAGUGGAGGGCUAUCACGAUGACGAUGAUGACGAUGUGAACGGUGCCAAGCGUGACGGGCCCAAGGAUAAGCAUGAUGAUGACGAGUACGACGGCGGCGCAAACGGGUACAAGGACUCGAAUUGA
This is a messenger RNA of Colletotrichum karsti, 1218 nucleotides long. RefSeq lists its product as uncharacterized. Lineage: Eukaryota; Fungi; Ascomycota; Sordariomycetes; Glomerellales; Glomerellaceae. The record is from RefSeq and is a predicted model, not a curated record. The transcript is spliced from 2 exons. Bases 1 to 1218 code for a protein of 405 amino acids. Gene Ontology annotation, biological process: mitotic spindle elongation; vesicle-mediated transport. Gene Ontology annotation, cellular component: Golgi membrane.